GCCGCCGGGCUGCGCCGGAUCCGUUCCCGCUGCCAUGACCGAGGAGCCGUACGAGAAGUUCCUGGCCCCCGAGGAGCCGUGCCCGCUGCUCUCGCACCAGCACCCGCCGCGGGGCGGCAGCUGGAGCCUGAGCGAGGAGGGCUGCCUGGACGUCAGCGACUUCGGCUGCCAGCUCUCGUCCUGCCACCGCACCGACCCGCUGCACCGCUUCCACUCCAACAGGUGGAACUUGACCUCUUGUGGAACCAGUGUAGCCAGCUCGGAGUGCAGUGAGGAGCUGUUCUCAUCGGUUUCGGUUGGUGACCAAGAUGACUGUUACUCUCUGUUGGAUGACCAGGAGUUCACCUCUUUUGAUUUGUUCCCCGAGGGCAGCGUCUGCAGUGAUGUCUCUUCUUCUAUCAGCACAUACUGGGAUUGGUCAGACAGUGAGUUUGAAUGGCAGUUGCCUGGCAGCGACAUUACGAGUGGGAGUGAUGUACUUUCUGAUGUUAUACCUAGUAUUCCCAGCUCUCCUUGUCUGCUUCCGAAAAAGAAAAACAAGCAUAGGAAUCUUGACGAACUUCCAUGGAGUGCCAUGACAAAUGAUGAACAGGUUGAAUAUAUUGAAUAUUUGAGUCGCAAAGUCAGUACAGAGAUGGGCCUUCGAGAGCAACUUGAUAUUAUUAAAAUUAUUGAUCCCACUGCUCAGAUCUCACCUACAGAUAGUGAAUUCAUUAUUGAAUUGAACUGUCUCACAGAUGAAAAACUGAAACAGGUGAGAAACUAUAUCAAGGAACACGGACCUCGUCAACGGUCUGCAAGGGAAAGCUGGAAGAGGAGUAGCUACAGCUGUGCCAGUACCAGCGGCGUGAGUGGUGCCAGUGCCAGCAGCAGCAGCGCCAGCAUGGUCAGCUCAGCCAGCAGCAGUGGUUCUAGUGUUGCCAAUUCCGCUUCAAACUCAAGUGCCAACAUGAGUCGAGCACACAGUGAUAGUAAUUUGUCCGCAAGUGCUGCAGAAAGAAUCCGGGAUUCAAAAAAGCGUUCCAAGCAACGGAAACUCCAGCAAAAGGCCUUACGCAAGAGACAGCUGAAAGAGCAAAGGCAAGCUCGUAAGGAAAGACUGAGCGGAUUAUUUCUUAAUGAAGAAGUGCUCUCUUUAAAAGUGACUGAGGAGGACCAUGAAGGAGAUGUGGAUGUUUUAAUGUGACCGGGGUGAAUUUAUCAGUGUUCUUUCUAAGCCUUAAACAUAUUAUCCUUAUUGUUUACAUAUAUUUCUUGACCAAAUUUUGAUUAGUGUUAAAUAUAUAAACCAGAUCUCUCUUCAAGUGUAAUUUUGGUAAGAAGGUCUAAGUAUUGAGUAACUUCAGCUUUUUAAGACUAAUUUUGCAACAGACUUCAGAAACUGACUUCUGAGAAGCUGCAGAAUAGAUAGAAUUUGGGGGAAAUUUGUACUUGGCUAACAUGGUAACUUACUUGCAAGACAUAAGUCUAGGGCUGCUUUUGGAUGACACUAAGCAUGCAUUGCUAUGCUUCAGCUUUUUUGUUUCUUUAUGACUUAGAGUUAAUAUUACACUUGGCUUGUUCUGUCUUCCUUUCCCAUUACUAGGAAGAGUGUUUAGCAUGAGGAAAAAAAUCUUUAGUUCUGUAGGGUGUUCUUCAGUCUUGCUCCUGGAUCAUGCGAAUUUAAAGUACUGUGAUAAAUCCUUUUCUAGAAGUUAUAAUUUAACUCAAACUACACAGAAAACAAGAAGCAGGACUUCUAAUGCAGGGAAUCUGUAACACGAACAAUUCCUAAUGAUGUAGUUCUUUAGGAAGCAAUUAGAAUUAAAAUUAAAACCCAAACACCUGCAAGCUUAGUCUUCAGAAAGUUAUUUUGCUGCUCAAUCUCUUAUAGUGUGGUUGUAACUAAUGGUUGCUAAUGGUUGACCAGUACCUCCCUAACAUUGCUAUGAAAAAAUCAAAUAAAAACAUCUUUAUGCAUUGAAAAUACACUAAUCUGCAAUUCAGUUGUCUUGGACUCUACUUAAAACAGUUUAAAAUGCUUCUGGAAACAGAAGUGCAAAUAAGUGGCACACAACUUUGGUGGCUUUUUUUCUGCAGGAGCAUACCUAAAUAGAUUCAUGUUGUCUUGGCAAAAGAACUUAAUUAAUGCAACUGUGCUUUCUAAUUCUGUGUUUAGAUGAGGAUGUGUCUUCUGUGUGGGUUGUUACACCAUUACAUGUUUCAGAAUUCUCCUUUUGCUGUCUAUCUGCUUUUGAAAUUUCUCUUACUAAGAAAAUGAAGUAAAAUCGUGGCUUUCAGGUGGGGAGGUAAAAGUAGUUUUAACCUGUUUCCUAAUUCUGACAAUCUGUAAAGUGACUUUUAACAAGUAGUUCCAAAACAAUGGCACAGAGCUCCUUCCCUCCACAGCUGAGAUAAAAAUGAUACUUCUAAAUUUCAAUGUGAAACUUAAAAGAAUAUAGAAGUAUUUUCUAGUUCUAAGCUUAGAAAGUUACUUUUCAUUAUCUUGAUGCUUCAUUACUUUCAUGUUGCUCUUGUGAAUUAAGGAGUUUGGCAGUUUGGUGUGGCCACAUGUGCCUGUAAUUGCAGGGUAUAGCCCAAUCCUGCAGGAUUGCAUGAUCGACUUUAUAUAGGACGGAUCACAUUCAUUUUACAUGUCCUGCACCAACAGCUGAAGUAUUUUAUUUCAGAAGUGGCAUUCCUUGUAGCCUCAAAAUAAACUGCCCAGUAAAAUAUAUGAACAAUGGCCUCUGAAAGGGCUUUGAUGAUAAAUAAAUGAGCUCCUUAGUCAAACUAGUAUAUGUGUCACUAUUACUGUGACUACAGUCACUAUUACUGUAGCUAGACAAGAGGUACCCCGAUUUUGCUGAUAAGAAGCUGGGUGAUGUCAUUUUAAACUCGAGUGUUAGUGAUCCCAUAUGCCCAGUUUGGUCACUAACCAGAAGCGACUGCUGCCUGUCAGUAUUUGCUUGUACUGCGCUACAGCUGGUUGAUGCCUCCCUCCCUCCUGUAGAAACGAUACCAAAAGCUUCUUAAUGGUAUAUAGUUACACAGAAUUUAGGUUGGAGCUUCUUUUAAAUGUCUUGAAUGGAAGAAAAAAUUGAAUUGCUGUCAAUUCAGCUCAUUUCAGGGUGCAGCUGUUGAACUCGUGCAGCUUACCGUGGCUGUAAUGGAUGAAUUCAUCAUGAAACGUUUCACUGUGUGUACGCUGUUAGACUUUAGUGCAACCUUUAUUUUCUGCAGUGACUUUGAAAUGUGAUUAUUUUUUUUCUUAGUUAAAAUGCUCGCUUAAUACUUUAGAGAAUUGAGAGUCUGAAAUAAAUUGAAGUAUGGUACGAUAUCUCAGCGUGGUGGAGCAUGGAAGUGUGUCACUUUAUUCUGUGUUAGCAGCUCCUCAGAGUGUAAAAUCCCUCAGUUUUUGUUGAGAGAAGACCCCCUCAUUUAGAUGAAGUACAGUUCUGUUGGCCACCUGUUUACUAGCUUCCAGAGAUCUUGAAAUGAGGGAGCAUAGUAUUUUCAUCUUGAUCUUAGUGUGAGCAUGUGAAUAAGUUGAUCCAAGGGAUUAGGUGGAUCCUGUUGCUCAUCUGUUACAUUGGGUGAAAAGGUCCUGGGUGGGAUGUGGUAUCCAGCUGGGUACUUCAGUCCCUCGUGUGACAGUUAAAGUGAUAGAAGAGACUUCCAGGGGUUUCAUGGUAAUAAUUUAUAGCUCUGUAAUCUUGUAGUCCCAGAAUGCUUAUAAUCUAAGAAUACAAAACUUUGGAUGUUCUGGUAAGAACACAGAAUAACAUCUGGCUUGCCUGAGUGUUGUCUUUGCCAAGCACCUGGCAUCUCAGAGAAUCAGGCCUGGAGUAGCUGUGAGAUUUGAGAGUUCUCAUAUACUUCCACCUUUUUGUGGACUUUUUUUUCCUCUUUUCACAUCCUUCUUAGUUCGAAUGACACACUCAUUUCAGGGAGGGGGAAGGUGUUUUUGUCAGAUUCCUGUCUUUACCUGCAGUACACCAUAUGCUUACCUGGGGAAGUGCUGGAGUCACCGUCCCUGGAGAUGUUUAAAAGACGUAUAGAUGUGGUGCUUAGGGACAUGGUUUAGUGGUGGACUUGGCAGUGUCAGGUUUACGGUUGGGUUCUAUGAUCUUAAAGGUCUUUUCCAACCUAAAUAAUCCUAUGAUUCUAUGAAUUUUUAUUGGAUACCUGUGGCAUUAGUCAAACAGUUGGAAUUUUAGUUAAACCUGGUCUUGCUGAUUCAAAUGUCGGCUGUUGUGGCUGCUGCUUUGCUUUACAGGAAGUUAUCUGCAGGUUAUUUGGUUCAAAUAGAUAAAGAAGAGUAACAGCCUGCUAAAAUAAUGCAUUCACUCUUUUUCAAAAAAGAAGAAAAUACUUGCUUUUUAUUCAUAGACAAAAAAUUGUCAAGCUUGAAAGGAAAAUAGAGACAAACAGGAACAAGCUCAUGUUUGUGUGGCUCCAUGGUACUGAAGCUGUAUAUCGAGAUGCCUGGUACCCACUGUAAUAUGAAUGUAAUCCAUUCAUACUCUUUAACAUUAACGAUUUCCUUCCAGGGUAACUUCUCCUCUAAAAAGGCUUAGAAGGAGCACUGAAAGUCUGAUUUCAAUAGGACUGUAAACAAUAGAGAACAUUCUUUUCUAAUAUGAUUUUAAAUGUAAGGAAGACAGCUACCUGACAAACCUGUCUAAUUUUUUGUGUGUGUAUCUAAUGUCAUCCUUUGUCUCUGUUAAUAUCUGUUUUUCUUUAUCUGGGAAAUUGAUUAAAAUAUUAUUAUAGUAUGCUCAGAAUGAGGUGCUUACUAAGAAGAGCAAGAAAAGUCUUUGCAAGACUUCACUGGGCUUAAUUUUUACUUAUUAUAUUGUGGUUUGAAACCUGUGAAGCUCAUUCUCUGGGGAAAAAACAAACCAACCUGCUUGAACUUGUUCACAUGCAUUUACAUCAUAAUGCAUAUACAAUAUAGAAACAUAUAAAAAUGGCAAUAUUUACUGUUCAUCUAUGCUGAGUGGCCUGAAGCCAUUUCCUUUCUCCUAAUGCUCUUUCAGCUUUGAAAUCAGUUGGUGCAUUGGUCUAUAAAUAUUAAUAACCUGACUGUUUUGGGGUCUCUUGAAGUUCAUUCUUACAAGCCAGAUUUUCAUGGCAGAUGUUAGAUUUAUUGGUAUAAUGUUCUUUGCCUUACUGAUCUUUCAGUUCUUGGGCAUAGAAAAGACAAGUUAACAUCUGAUUUUCCACUUAAGAAUUGCAAAGAUAGUUUAUUAAUCUAUCAAGGACAAAUCCUAGUACUAUUCAAAGCUUGUCUAUUUUGACUAGUAGCUCUGAUUAAUCGUGCUUGCAUUCUCUCUCAUCUGGCUCACUUUAAAACAUUUCCAAAUUACAAAUAAAUUCUUGAAUUAAAAAGAAAUCGUAAUGUUGAAGCCUUGAAUAUAGUUCAUAACCAAAGCAAGGGGAAAGAGGGGGGUUUUGUGGAUUUUUUUUUUGGAUGGGGGGAGGGAAGGGAGGAAGAGAUGAGGGUAUAGAUUAUACAGUACUGUUUAAAUUGAGGGUUUUUUUCAGGUUUUCUGCUAAUUGUAUUGCUAAAAUGCACUUUUGUAUAGAAAACUGUCCUCUGUACAUUCUGUAUCUACACAAUGUUUAUAGAGAUUUUUCUGAAGUUGUGAAGGAUGUACUGAAAUCUGGAAUGCUGGUGACUGAUGCUGUUGACUUCAAGUUUUCAUUGUAUUUGAAAAUAGUUAUGUGCAUAUCGAAGUACAGGUUGGAAUUAAAACUGAUGAUAUAGCAAAGA
This is a messenger RNA of Columba livia (rock pigeon), 5758 nucleotides long. It is a transcript of the gene FAM199X, whose product is annotated as family with sequence similarity 199, X-linked. The transcript is spliced from 6 exons. The record is from RefSeq and is a predicted model, not a curated record. Bases 35 to 1186 code for a protein of 383 amino acids. NCBI's taxonomy places the organism in Eukaryota, Metazoa, Chordata, Aves, Columbiformes, Columbidae.